Messenger RNA from Salvia miltiorrhiza (redroot sage), 1864 nucleotides. RefSeq names its product phospholipase A1-Igamma1, chloroplastic. The record is from RefSeq and is a predicted model, not a curated record. The transcript has a single exon. Lineage: Eukaryota; Viridiplantae; Streptophyta; Magnoliopsida; Lamiales; Lamiaceae. The coding region runs from base 164 to 1711 and encodes 515 amino acids. Gene Ontology annotation, biological process: lipid metabolic process. Gene Ontology annotation, molecular function: glycerophospholipase activity.
CAACCGCGUUUUUCAAUUUGUACCUUCAAACAGCAUGACUCCUUCCAAUUUCUUUAUUCAAAAAUCACCCUAAUUUUUCACGAGUCAACAAAACAAAUUCGCAGUUCCCGUCUCUAUAUAUAUAUAUAUACACACCUCUAUCAAAACUCAAAUAAAAACAAAAAUGGCUACAAACAAUUUGUUUCUUCUCCACCACCACCUCCCCACCGCCCAAAAAUCCCGCCGCGCCGCCAACGCCACCGCCGCCGCCUUCUCCUAUCAGGAUUUCAAGAUCGGUAAGCAUCCAGCCUCACACCGCGCCGUCAAACUGGCGGAAUCCAUCUCACACAUGCUGAAUCUCCAGAUCGAGAAGACGAUCCAGAAGAACCUCGAGACCUCAAAUUCCAACAUCUCGAGCUUCAAGGAGAAGCACGACACCCCGACGACCUCCCCCAAGGAGAACAUCUCCGAGAAAUGGCGCGAGAUCCACGGCUCCGGCGACUGGGACGGCCUCCUCGACCCCCUCCACCCCUGGCUGCGGCGCGAGAUCGUCAAGUACGGCGAGUUCGCGCAGGCGACCUACGACGCCUUCGACUUCGACUCCUUCUCGGAGUUCUGCGGCAGCUGCCGCUACAACCGCCACCGCCUCUUCGAGAAGCUCGGCCUCGCGAGCAGCGGCUACGCCGUCACCAAAUACAUCUACGCCAUGUCGCAGAUCGAUCUCCCCAACUGGCUGAAGCGAUCGCGCCUCGCCGAUUCGUGGAGCUCCGAUUCGAACUGGAUCGGGUUCGUCGCGGUCAGCGACGACGCCGAAUCGGCGCGGAUCGGCCGCCGCGACAUCGUCGUGGCGUGGCGCGGCACGGUCGCGCCGGCGGAGUGGCUCGACAACAUGCAGCAGAAGCUGGAGACGAUCGGGCGGGGCGACGCCAAGGUCGAGCACGGCUUCCUCAGCAUCUACGCUUCGAAGUGUGGUACCACGAGGUACAACCGGUCGAGCGCGUCGGAGCAAGUCAUGACCGAAAUCAAAAAAUUGGUCGACCACUACACCAGAUUGGGGCAGCGCGUGAGCCUCACCAUCACGGGGCACAGCCUCGGCGGCGCCCUGGGCCUACUCAACGCCUACGAGGCCGCGAAGAAUUUCCCCACGCUCCCCAUCAGCGUGCUCUCCUUCGCGGCGCCGCGCGUCGGAAACAUCGCCUUCCGCGACGAGCUCUACCAGAUGGGCGUCAAGACCCUCCGCGUCACGCUGAGGCAGGACGUGGUGCCGCGGAUGCCCGGGAUCGUCUUCAACGAGGGAUUGCAGCGGUUCGACGACAUCACCGGCGCGUUGGAGUGGGUCUACACGCACGUCGGCGUCGAGCUGAAGGUCGACGUCAGAUCGUCGCCGUACCUCAAGAAGGGGCUGAAUCUGAUAGGCUUUCACAUGUUGGAGACGUAUCUGCAUUUGGUGGACGGAUUUCACAGUGCGAAAUCGGAUUUUCGGAUCGAAUCGAAGAGGGAUUUGGCAUUGGUGAACAAGGAUUGCGACAUGCUUGUUGAUGAACUGAGGAUUCCUCCGAAUUGGUAUCAAUUGGCCAAUAAAGGGUUGGUCCAAAACCAUCAUGGUAGAUGGGUCAAACCGGAAAGAGACCCGGAAGAUAUACCAUCGCCGACGGCGGAAUCACACGCAAAUAAUAUUAUUCAAGUUCGAGAUAAUCAAAAGUUUGAAUCACUAUAUGGUAAUUCAUUAUGAUUUAGCUAGACAACUAAGUUUUGUACAUGAAACAUAUGUUAUAGGGUGUUUGGUUAAGCUUAUUUUAAAGAGCUUACCCAGCUUCAAAAACCUAUAAUAAAUAUGAUCUAUGUAGUUUUUUAAUAGCUUAUAAGCUGUCAAAUUAUUGGAUAA